Molecule: messenger RNA, 1440 nt
Organism: Rosa chinensis
Lineage: Eukaryota; Viridiplantae; Streptophyta; Magnoliopsida; Rosales; Rosaceae
Product: alcohol acyl transferase 1 allele RGa
Exons: 4
Coding region: 1-1440 (479 amino acids)
Molecular function (GO): acyltransferase activity, transferring groups other than amino-acyl groups
Source: RefSeq, a predicted model, not a curated record
AUGGAAACUAGAGCCCUCACUCACUUCACUCCCAAAAUAAUCAUCAGAAUGGAGAAGGGAAAGUUAAUAUGUCUUGAUGAUCGUUGGGUUUCCAUUGCAAUAGACCAUCGAGAGGAUCUUGGGGAUGUUGGAUCCCUAGAUUUCAAGUUUCUGGAGAAGUCUUACCCCACUGCUCCAAAGACCACCACGUGGUGGGGAAACUUCCUGGCUCCAUCUAAGAAUUUCUCACCACUUCAAAUGCUUAAACAAGCAUUAUCGAGGAGAGCAUUGGUGUAUUACUACCCUUUGGCAGGUAGGCUCAGGGAAGGGCCUAACAGAAAGCUUAUGGUGGAUUGUACCGGAGAAUGUGUCUUGUUCGUUGAGGCUAAUGCUGACGUUACUCUCGAGGAAAUUGUAGAUGCUAUUCAACCCCCUUGCUCUGUGUUAGAGGACUUCCUAUGUAAUGUCCCGGGCUCGGAUGGCAUUCUUGGUUGCCCUUUGUUGUUAGUUCAGGUGACCAUUUUGAGAUGCAGAGGUUUCAUAUUUGCAUUGCGCCUAAACCACACAAUGUGUGAUGCGCUUGGAUUGGUCCAGUUCUUGAACACAGUAGGGGAGAUGGCUCAAGGAAAAAAUGCACCAUCUAUUCUACCAGUGUGGGAGCGACAGGUCUUGAAUGCCAGAGAUCCACCACGAAUUACAUGUAUACAUCACGAAUACGAGGAAAUGAUUGACUACUCAGAACAGGGCUCUGAUGCGGCAGUAAUGGUGCAAAAAUCUUUCUGCUUUGGUCCCAAGGAGAUAAGGGCCAUGAAAAUGCAUCUUCCACCACACCUUUCCAAUUGCUCUAAAUUCGACCUUAUAACAUCCUGUUUGUGGAAAUGCCGCACAAUUGCACUAGAACUUAAUCCAGAAAAGGUUGUUCGGGUUUCAUGCAUGGUCAAUGCACGUGGGAGGCGCAACAAUCUCCAUCUUCCUUUGGGUUACUACGGCAAUGCAUUCGCAUACCCAGCUACUGUUUCGGGAGUGAAACAAUUGUGUGAAAGUCCGUUGGGAUAUGCACUGGAGUUGGUGAUGAAGGCUAAAGUUGAAAUGAAUGAAGAGUACAUGAGAUCAGUGGCCGAUCUUAUGGUCAUAAGAGGACGGCCUCUAUAUACAUUGAACGGGAACUUCAUAGUUUCAGAUAAUACACGUACUGGCUUUAGAGAGGUCAACUUGGGGUGGGGAAAGCCAGCAUUUUCUGGACCUCCCAAGGCCUUGAACCUUGUUAGUUUCUAUGUCCAGCACAAAACGGAAAAAGAGGACCGGAUUUUGGUGCCAGUGUGCUUGCCAUUAUGGAGUAUGGCGAGAUUUCAGCAGGAACUCGAGGAGAUGACAUCUUCGACGAUAGUGGAAAAUAUAAAUAACAAUAGACCUGCUAAUAGAAUUAAUGUCAAUGUUGUAUUGAUGAUUCCACGGCUUUAG